AUGGAUCCAAUCAAUGUGAACGAAAUUCAAGGCUUAUGGAGCUACUUAAAAAGUAUUGAUUGGUCAGACCAUUGGUUAAAAGCACUGGGAGCAUUUCAUCUUACUUGUAUUACAAUAACAAUUUUAUCUCGAAACAGUACCACAGCACAAGCUUUUUAUUUUGCAUUUCUUUUAGUAGCAGUAUAUGCAGCAGAAACCAUUAAUAAAUGGGCAGCCGAAAAUUACAGAUUAUUUUCACGUCAACAAUAUUUUGACAGUAAUGGAUUGUUUAUAUCUGUAGUUUAUUCUUUACCAAUUCUCUUCAAUUGUCUGGUUAUUGUGAUAUUAUGGUUAAGAAAUACAGUAUUAUUAAUGUCAGAAGUAAAAAGAUUAAAAAUAAAGAAAAUUAUCAUAGAUGAUAAGAGGAGAGAAGAGGAGAAAAAAGAAAAAUAA
This is a messenger RNA of Lottia gigantea (owl limpet), 432 nucleotides long. RefSeq lists its product as hypothetical. Lineage: Eukaryota; Metazoa; Mollusca; Gastropoda; Lottiidae. Bases 1 to 432 code for a protein of 143 amino acids. The record is from RefSeq and is a predicted model, not a curated record. The transcript is spliced from 5 exons. Gene Ontology annotation, cellular component: nuclear membrane.